CACCUGGCCACACCUCCGGGAUCCCUCAACAACUCCGCCUCCUUGCCGCUGAUUGGCCACCGGAACUGUAGCUCAGGAGAGGCACACAGGCGGCCAAUCACCGGCGAGGAGGUGGAGCUUGGAGAGGAGGAGCCGAGCGGCAGCGCGCGUAGAUCUAAGAAGAUCGAGGGAACUGCCGGAGUAAGUGAAAAGGAGAGCGGCCAGAGAAGGAAGACAGCUGACAGGUAAGUGCAAAUUUUGCUGCUGCAGCCAGGUAUGCAGGCUGUAGAUGCGAGAGGGAGAGAGCGAGCCCAGGCUGGAGCAGGAGUCAGCAAGGUAAGUAUCAUUGGUGUCAGUGGGAG
Molecule: messenger RNA, 341 nt
Organism: Staurois parvus
Lineage: Eukaryota; Metazoa; Chordata; Amphibia; Anura; Ranidae
Source: the annotation of a GenBank genome assembly